GUUUCUGUUUACAUGCCCUUUCCAUAUUAUAGCCUGUGUAAUGCAUAGACGUAUAGCUGCAUACAGAAUGCCUUAUCUGCUGGAGUGUUAGAAAUGUGAACGCUGCAAUGGACUGUGAUCUCAGCCAGCCCUCACCCCUCCUAAUCGGACCGCCAGUCUCCAUUCUUCAGCACAGCACUUUCAGUUUACUGUAUGUGACCUUCUAUAAAUAUGGCUAGGUGUGGCCUGAGACGAUCUUGUAACCUCACAUUUCUUUAAAAGAACAGUCAUUGUUCCUGCGGCCUGCUGACCAUAUGACGGAAAAUUAAAAGAUCAGGAGCAGACGUCUUAUUAAAAGAUCAGAGUCACGAAGACCAUGCCCCUGGUGUCGGGUCCACCUCCUCAACCUGGCGACCUGAUUGAAUUCAUCCGCCCCUUUUAUCAACACUGGGGCAUAUAUGUUGGUAAUGGCUAUGUUGUACAUCUCACAGAUCAGGAAGGCUGGUCUAGCCUGUCAUCUGCAUUUGGGGCCUCUGCAGUAGUCAGAAAAGAUCGUCUGGAGGAUGUUGCAGAUGGAUGCAGUUAUAAGGUUAAUAACAAAUAUGAUGAGAAAACCCAGCCAUACCCUCGUGAAAAGGUGGUGCAGGCAGCGCUAGAGCUGGUGGGUCGGACCAUGCCAUACAGUGUGACCAGUGCCAACUGUGAACACUUUGCAACUGAAUUGCGAUAUGGAAAAGGCUUCUCUGAUCAGGUUGCUAAUGCUGCAGUGUACUCGGCUGUGGGAGGAGGAUUCUUUGCUGCAGCUCUGGCCGCCAUAGUUGUUGUUUCAAGAAGCAGAAGGCAAAACCAAUGAAAGCAGGAUAAAUUAGCAGAAACAUGUUUUGUGUGGGGUGCUUUGUAAAUGAACAUUUUUAUAUACAGUAUAUAUCAGUGUCAUCUGCAUGGGGUUUGUUUGUCCUUUCCAUGUUUGUGUGGCUUUCUUUCAGAUACUCUUUUCUUGCCAUAUUCCACAAAUUUAAUGAUAGGUUUAACUGUUUUCUAAUAACCAGGACCUGGUGUGAUUUUGAAAUUGAUGUGAGUGGUA
This is a messenger RNA of Bufo gargarizans (Asiatic toad), 1063 nucleotides long. RefSeq names its product phospholipase A and acyltransferase 3-like. Gene Ontology annotation, biological process: N-acylphosphatidylethanolamine metabolic process. Gene Ontology annotation, cellular component: cytoplasm. The coding region runs from base 356 to 832 and encodes 158 amino acids. Lineage: Eukaryota; Metazoa; Chordata; Amphibia; Anura; Bufonidae. The record is from RefSeq and is a predicted model, not a curated record. Gene Ontology annotation, molecular function: glycerophospholipid phospholipase A1 activity; A2-type glycerophospholipase activity. The transcript has 4 exons.